Messenger RNA from Zootermopsis nevadensis, 1328 nucleotides. It is a transcript of the gene Fnta, whose product is annotated as farnesyl transferase alpha. Lineage: Eukaryota; Metazoa; Arthropoda; Insecta; Blattodea; Termopsidae. The record is from RefSeq and is a predicted model, not a curated record. Gene Ontology annotation, molecular function: protein farnesyltransferase activity; CAAX-protein geranylgeranyltransferase activity. Gene Ontology annotation, cellular component: cytoplasm; protein farnesyltransferase complex; CAAX-protein geranylgeranyltransferase complex. Gene Ontology annotation, biological process: protein geranylgeranylation; protein farnesylation.
UUUGCAUAUAACGUUCAAACUGCAUUGUAGCGCGCGGGAAGACGUGAAACAGUAUGGCGGAAGCAGAUAGCAGCUCGGAAGAACUUUAUGAUGAAACCAACUGGGUAUUGUAUAAAUACCGAGUUGAUUGGAAAGACGUUACCCCGGUACCGCAAGAUGACGGACCUUAUCCUAUUGUAGCGAUUGUGUAUUCGGAAAAAUUUCAAGAUAUUUAUGACUAUUUCCGGGCAGUUCUCAAGUCAUCUGAGAAGUCAGAACGUGCACUUCAGUUAACAAAGGAUGCUCUUGAUUUGAAUCCAGCAAACUAUACUGUCUGGCAAUAUAGGAGGGAGAUCUUGAAGCAUCUGAACAAAGACUUGAUUCCAGAACUGCAGUAUGUGAAAGAAAUGAUAGAAGAUAAUCCUAAGAAUUACCAAGUAUGGCAUCAUCGGAGAAUAAUUGUUGAAUGGUUACAAGAUCCAGCAUAUGAGCUAAGUCUUACUGAAACAAUACUUUCACAAGAUUCCAAAAACUAUCACGCGUGGCAGCACCGACAAUGGAUCAUUCGUACUUUCAAAUUAUUUCAGAAUGAAUUGCAGUAUGUCAAUCAGUUGCUGGAUGAAGACGUUCGCAACAACUCUGCGUGGAACCAGCGUUACUUUGUCAUCAACAACACCACCGGUUUCAAACCAGACGUGGUACAGCAAGAGUUGAUGUUCACGCUAGACAAAAUCAAGACUGUCUCCAAUAACGAGAGUGCAUGGAAUUACCUUAGAGGGGUACUUUUACAUCAUGAUGGUGGAAUUAGCCAGGAUCAGAAUGUGAGGCAAGUCUGUGAAGAAUUGUAUUCUUCUGGAAACCGUUCACCAUUCCUUCUAGCAUUUCUAGUGGACAUGUGUGAAGAAAACAUGGAGAGAGAUGACGGCGACAAAGAGGAGAGUCUUCGGCGUGCUUUACAGCUGUGCGAUGUAUUGGCAAAUGAAUAUGACACAAUACGCAGGGAGUAUUGGAAUUACAUGGCGCGUAGCUUGGCUCAGCGAAUGGAUUGCCCUGAACGCGAAGCAACUGGAUCAACAAAGACAGAUUGAAUCACUGAUUGUUACUGUGUAAAAAAGGGUUUAUAAAGUUGAUGAUGUACUAUGUUACUGACUGAAUCAUGAAUGUUCACACACCAUUGAUAAUUUACUUUAUGUAAAUGUUAAAAAUUAAAACUUUGAAAGGAUAGAUAUAUGUUACCUAACUACUGUCAGUUGGGAAUUAAUUAUUAAUAUUUAUCUUUAUUCACAAGUUGUUAUCACAGUGAUUAUAAAUGUGAUAAUUUCAUAUUUAUUAAAAUCAGCUAAAAUUCA